CACCCAUUACCCACUCAAGUCCCUGCAGUUGUGCGUUUUGUAUUCUAGUCCUCUCAACCCCCUUUCCUACUGUCAGAGUCAGUUCUCACUUUUUAUACUUUUCACUUAGCUCUCUCUCUCUCUCUCUCUCUCUCUUCGGAAUUUCAUCAAACAGUUGGUAACCGUCGAGGAGGGGAAGAGAACCUCUGUUCGACGCAAGAUGUCGCUGCGGCCGAACAGCAGGGCGGAGGUUCGGAAGAAGGGCUACAAGACAGGUGUCGACGCGGAGGAUGCUCGGCGGCGGAGGGAGGAUAAUUUGGUCGAGAUCAGGAAGAACAAGCGCGAGGAUAGUCUCCUCAAGAAGCGGCGUGAGGGUCUCCCUAACGGCAGCUUUCCGCAGCAGCCGCAGCUCUUCGAUCCAUCUCAAACCCCUGCCGCCAUCGAGAAAAAGUUAGAAAGUAUUCCAUUGAUGGUACAAGGAGUCUGGUCUGAGGAUCCUAAUGCUCAACUGGAAGCAACUACACAAUUCCGAAAGCUUUUAUCAAUUGAACGAAGCCCUCCAAUCGAUGAGGUGAUUAAAGCUGGGGUCAUACCUCGGUUUGUUGAGUUCCUUGGAAGGCAUGAUCUGCCUCAGCUGCAAUUUGAAGCUGCAUGGGCUUUGACAAAUGUUGCUUCUGGAACAUCUGAACACACACGAGUUGUAAUCGAACAUGGUGCUGUUCCUAACUUUGUGCAACUUCUUAGUUCUGCCAGUGAUGAUGUUCGAGAGCAGGCAGUUUGGGCUCUUGGCAAUGUUGCUGGGGAUUCCCCAACUUACAGGGAUCUUGUCCUUGGGCACGGUGCCCUUCUCCCACUGCUUGGUCAGUUAAAUGAUAAAUCAAAGCUCUCCAUGCUCAGAAAUGCGACAUGGACCUUGUCGAAUUUCUGUCGUGGGAAGCCACCCACUCCUUUUGAGCAGGUGAGGCCUGCAUUGCCUGUUCUUCAGCAACUUAUCCAUUUGAAUGAUGAGGAGGUUCUGACCGACGCUUGCUGGGCACUUUCUUAUCUUUCUGACGGAACGAAUGACAAAAUUCAAGCUGUGAUUGAGGCGGGUGUCUGCCCACGCCUUGUGGAGCUUUUGCAACAUCCGUCACCUACCGUUCUUGUGCCUGCUCUUAGGACUGUGGGAAAUAUUGUCACUGGUGAUGAUGCUCAGACACAGUUUGUGAUAGACAACCAAGUCCUCCCGUAUCUCCAACAACUUCUUACCCAAAAUCAUAAGAAAAGCAUAAAAAAAGAAGCUUGCUGGACAAUCUCUAACAUCACUGCCGGAAAUAGAGCUCAAAUCCAGGCUGUCAUUCAGGCAGAUAUCCUUCUUCCUUUAGUGCAACUUCUUCAACAUGCGGAGUUUGACAUAAAGAAAGAGGCUGCAUGGGCUAUCUCCAAUGCCACAUCAGGUGGAUCUCCAGAGCAGAUUAGAUUCUUGGUGAGUCAAGGUUGCAUCAAGCCACUAUGCGAUCUCCUAAUCAGUCCAGACCCAAGGAUCGUUACUGUAUGCCUGGAGGGGCUCGAAAACAUAUUGAAGGUAGGCGAGGCGGAUAAAGAAAGCGGCCUCAAUGGAGGAAUCAACAUAUAUGCACAAAUGAUUGAUGAUUGCGAAGGAUUGGACAAAAUCGAGACCCUGCAAAGCCAUGACAACAAUGAAAUAUACGAAAAGGCCGUUAAAAUAUUAGAGAAAUACUGGGCUGAAGAAGACGAGGAUCAAAAUAUUGCAGAUGCUGGUGUAGAUGGCAAUAACAAUCAAGGUUUCAACUUUGGCAACAAUCAGCCGAAUGUUCCUAACGGUGGCUUCAACUUUGGUUGAAAAAGGUUUCCCUUAUACAUCAGCCUUCUAUCUUUCUUUCAGUUUCGAACCGUGUUUUGAGUGUUGGAACUUAAAACGGCUUUCUCUGUGUGUUGUGUCUCGUUGUUCUGAAUUUGUUUUUGUCUUUUUUUUUUUCAUUUAUCGUUCCAUUUGCAAAGAGAAUACUUAUGGGCUCUUACCUUGUAUAUCUAGGUUGUGGACUUGGUAGUCUUGUUGUGUUUCCAAGGGGAAUCUUCUUUGUUUUUUAAAAGUUUCAGCUAUCACUAGAAUCGUCGUAAUCGUAGUGUAUGUUUUUCUUUCAUGGUGAGAACAUUUUUUUCUCGACUCUGAUUGCUUGUCACUUGAAUGGUAAAACUAUUGCCUCAGCCGAAAAGAAAGUAGGCUCAAAAGCGGUCUUUGA
This is a messenger RNA of Erythranthe guttata (spotted monkey flower), 2222 nucleotides long. RefSeq names its product importin subunit alpha-4. Gene Ontology annotation, biological process: protein import into nucleus. The record is from RefSeq and is a predicted model, not a curated record. Gene Ontology annotation, cellular component: cytoplasm. NCBI's taxonomy places the organism in Eukaryota, Viridiplantae, Streptophyta, Magnoliopsida, Lamiales, Phrymaceae. Gene Ontology annotation, molecular function: protein binding; nuclear import signal receptor activity.